Molecule: messenger RNA, 1884 nt
Organism: Adineta ricciae
Lineage: Eukaryota; Metazoa; Rotifera; Eurotatoria; Adinetida; Adinetidae
Source: the annotation of a GenBank genome assembly
AUGGGUGAAGCAAGAGAUCUUGGUAACCCCUAUGAACUGCGUAUAUCCGUUUCAACGCGAUUUUGGCUCUAUUUGAUUCCGAAUAUUUCUUCAGUUUUUUGCUCAUUGUUUGUUUUGUAUCAUUUUCUGUUUGACCGAACACUUCGUCAAGCAUUAAACAAUCAUAUUAUGAUUGUUCUUCUAUUCAUUGGCUUGAUCUAUGAAGUAACAAGUGUUCCGUUGAUGCUUAAUUUUUAUCAGAACGGUAAUUCGUGGACAUUCUCGCCACAGUUUGCGCAUUUCUGGACAUUUGUUGAUUAUCUGUGUUAUUCAACACAAAUUGUCGGUUUCGCUUAUGCGUCAAUUGAACGACACAUUCUCAUAUUCCAUUCCAAUUGGGUAUCGACAAGGAAGAGACGUUUCUGGAUUCAUUAUGUUCCAUUAACAUCAGUUGUAGUCUAUCAAGUUGCCUAUUAUUUUUGGAUUAUUCUUUUUCCGUUUUGCGAAGAAAUUCUUCGUCAAUCACCGUUCAAUGGCGUCCCCAUGUCUUGUGCAUUGAGUAAUCCGGUGCUCUACAAAUACAACACGAUUGCUCAUCAAUUUCUUCCUGUCGCCCUUAUCAUUAUCUUAAAUAUUGCUCUACUUUUCCGAUGCUUAACAAAGCUGGAUCUUUCUUCAAAUCAAAUUGGUGAUACCGGCGCACAGUAUUUAGCCGAUGCGCUACGAAAUAACCAAACAUUGAUCACGCUGAAUCUUGAAAGUAAUCUAAUGCAGAAUACUGGUUUGGAAUAUUUACACAACGUCCUCAGAGAUAAUCAAACACUCAGGGAACUAAAACUCGCUAAGAAUCCUGGUAGCUUUGGUAUGGCAGUGAGUGCGGCAAUUCAAAUACGGAAUAAUCAGGCGAUCACGACAAUUAGCGUCCAAUAUGGCAGUAUUGAUGAUGAAAGUAUUAAGUUUGUAAGUGAAGCUUUACUUCACAACCAAACGGUGUUCGAAUUGAAUCUUUCGUCUAAUAAACUUGGUGAUACUGCAAUGCGAAAUUUAUGCAAUGUGUUGCAAAAUAAUACCACAAUUACCUCAAUUGAUGUUUCAGGGAAUCAAUUUGGAGAUAACGGAGUGAAAUAUCUGGCUGAUGUCUUGAAAAACAGCAAAACGCUCAUCAAGUUAAUUGUCAACAGUUACGAUUUCAAUGAUGACCGUCGAGUCAGUGAUAUUGGAGCACGAUACCUAGCUGAAGCUCUGAAAACCAAUAAAACAUUACAAGAAUUAAAGUUAAAUAUGAAUCCCAGAGGAUACUGUGCAGUUCUACAAGAAGUUGUGAAAGCAAGAAAUAAGAACAUCACUACGAUAGACUUAGGUGGACAUCAAAUACAAAGUGAAGAGCUACAAUAUCUGGUUAGCGAAUUACAACAUCAUCAAACGUUGACCGCAUUGAAUCUGCGAGGUAACAGUUUGGGACAAAAUGAAGCAAGAUACCUUUCUGAUUUGUUGAGAAACAAUAAAACACUGAAAGAGUUAGACCUCACUUACAACGAAAUGAAGGAUACUGGAAUACAGUACUUAGCUAAUGCCUUGUACAGUAAUACGACGCUAACAACAUUGACUCUUGAUGAAACCAAAAUUGGACAUGUUGGAGCGAAACAUCUUGCCAAUGCCUUAAGAAACAAUCGAACACUCCUUACACUUGACAUAAAAUCAAACCACAUUCACGAUAUUGGUGCGCAACAUCUGGCUUCUGCUUUGAGAACCAACCGAACGCUCGAAGUGUUGAAGGUUGGCAAUAACAGCAUCUCGAAUAAACUACGAAGUCAGUUGACGUCAGAAGACCAAAGAUGGUGUUUCACAAUAGAACGUCGACAUCCUUUUGAUGAAGAUGAAUGGCUUUGUUAUGAAUCAGAUUGA